UUAACAUGUAUUUUCAUAAUCGACGAUCGAUGUGUGUUUUCCACUGUCCCUUCAAUGCUUUUUUAUUACUUUGGUGCUUUUCCUAAGUACUGAUGAGAAUUUGAAAAUUGUUAAAAAAAAAUGUUGAAAUAAUUGAAUUGGGAUGUGGGUUUUUACAUAAUUACUGUUUUGACAAGUAUGUAUUCUGGUAUUGUGAACAACAUGAAAGAUUACGUCUCUCAAUCUAAAUUUACUUUCAUAUUCGACGAUCGACGUGUGCUUUUCCAGUAUCUUUUCAAUGCUUCUUGAUUAUUUUGAUGAUUUUUUUGAAGUACUGGAUAGGAAUUUGGAAAUUGUUAAAAUGUUGAAUAAUUGAAUCGGGAUGUGGGUUGUUGCUUAAUUACUGUUUUGACAAGUACACGGAGAAUCAUGUAAGAUUACAGCUCUAUUUUUAUUUUGUGUCUCUUCUUUCAAAUCGCUUAUGCAAUUUUCUAUUUAUUUAAUGUUCAUGGAGUUCAUAUAUUUACUUCCUUAUGGCGCCAAAGUACAAAAUCUGACAUAGAAAUCUACAUGGAAAAUCAUAUCCAUUUUGAUAAUUGUGUGUAUACUGGAAACAUAAUCAUCAUAUCUUAUGUUCUAGAAGAUCUAAAGGCCACAUUUGACACUAACUAGCUUUUUCUAUUGCGGGAGAGGAUCGAAAUUAAUGUACUUAAAGAAGUGGAUUAAACAUUUAAUCCCAGAAGUGUAACAUUUUAAUUACUUGGAGGCCAACUGGUAACUAUUACCAAAAUUGUAUGGAAUAAUAAAUUAAAGUUAUCGUAUACCAUUAAAAUUCUUCUAUCCUUCUUCAGGUUUAGUGAGUAGGAAAUGGAUGGCUUGUCUUGUCAGUGCUGAGAAUUUACUAACUUAGGGAUAUUAAUGCUUUCCGAAGAACUCCCAUAAGGAAAUAAUAACGAUCUGCAAGAUGCCACCCUGCUACCACCAUUUUUUCACUAGAUGCAUUAAGCAAGAGCAGCUUAUCCAGCUUGCCUUUUAUUUUAUGUUUCUGAUUCCAGUGCCUGCCUCUGUUGCCAAAAUACUAGAUAUCUUCUAUAUCUAACUUUUGGGGGGUAACCAAGGUUAAAUUGCGAAUUCAUCAACGUACUUGGCAUUUUGGAAGGAUGUGUUUUAGCCUCUCUACAUUUAUGAACUCUAUAAGCCAAUACACAACUCCAGGAAUAUUAAAUACAUUUUCAGUUUAAUUCCAGAAAUCUAAUGCAGUAAUCGUGUUUCAGUGAAAAUUCCGUCAAUUUUUGGGUUCUGAAGGAUCUAAUCCAGGCUUGGGUUUCAGUCACUUGAUAUUCCAGCACAAUCAUUGUGAAUUGUCCCUGCCGAGCUUCAUCUUGCUUACCAAGGCCCCUUUCUGUUUGUCUAAUAGAGGAGCUGGAAUGAAAAACUUAUGUUUUUUGCUUUUAUGUUGAUACCUGCAAAAUAUUGCUAUCUGUUGAUAUGUGCUCACUUAGAAAUUCACUGGUUCUUUAAAAUCAGUCGACCGCUAUGCCACUAUUACAGGCCCAAACAACAUGUCCUUCAGUUUGAAAGGAACGAGGAAAUCAUCGGCCCCAAAAAGGACACUCACUCUUCAAGCAAGUUACAGAUUAGCAACGCUUUAGCUGGUGCUACUGCUGACAAAAAGGAUCUUAUGAGGAAAUUGCCCAAAUUUAUCUACGAUGAAGAAAAAGCUUUGGAGAGGCAACGGAAGAAACUAGCUGAGAAGAUCGAACAGCUAAACUCAGCCAUAGACAACAUGUCCAAUCAGUUGCGAGCUGACGAACCUUCAAAUGGAGCGGCUGUGAACGUGGAUGAUAUGGAAGUUCUCAUAUAAGACCAUUUUGCUGUUCUCUUUGGAACUUGGCUCAUCGUCUUAAAUAGGCUGUAAUUUUGAGGAUGCUCAUCGUUGCUUUUAUAGUCAAGUUGUUGGUUUUUUUAUCGGUUGUGGAUCUGCAUAAUGAUAUUUCAACUUGUUAUUUUCGUUUCUUCAUUGCCAUGAAACAUUUGACCAUAUUGUAAUAUUGAAGUUCAUAGAAUGGAAAACAUUAAUAAUGUUUCAAGGUUGUUGAUUUAUUCAAUGUUGGGUUGUUUUCA
Messenger RNA from Olea europaea var. sylvestris, 2103 nucleotides. RefSeq lists its product as uncharacterized. NCBI's taxonomy places the organism in Eukaryota, Viridiplantae, Streptophyta, Magnoliopsida, Lamiales, Oleaceae. The transcript has 4 exons. Bases 1418 to 1843 code for a protein of 141 amino acids. Gene Ontology annotation, cellular component: chloroplast thylakoid membrane; chloroplast inner membrane. The record is from RefSeq and is a predicted model, not a curated record.